Micropterus dolomieu (smallmouth bass) is the source of this 840-nucleotide messenger RNA. It is a transcript of the gene tmem18, whose product is annotated as transmembrane protein 18. Bases 82 to 540 code for a protein of 152 amino acids. The transcript is spliced from 5 exons. Gene Ontology annotation, cellular component: nuclear membrane. The record is from RefSeq and is a predicted model, not a curated record. NCBI's taxonomy places the organism in Eukaryota, Metazoa, Chordata, Actinopteri, Centrarchiformes, Centrarchidae.
UUCUACUGCGACAGAAGUGCUCUGUCCGUACAUCCGUGUUUAUAUCAGACAGCAGGCUCGGCUGAGCAGGGUUUUGUGAAGAUGACGGACCAGAAAGCGGAGAAUAUUAGCUCUAUCCCCAUUGAUGGGUUCAGCAAUUUAAGAAUUACUUCGAUAUGGACGUUUCUCAUGUCUGUGCAGUGGUCGGAACCUUGGCUUAUCGGUCUGUUGGUGUUUCAUGUUGUGUGUUUGUUCCUGACUGUACUGACCUGCAGGUAUUACAGAGCUCAGAUAUGCCACUUCCUGCUCAUGGUUGGCCUGGUGUACACUGCUGAAUAUGUAAAUGAGCUGGCAGCCAUGAACUGGAAGUCCUUUUCUAAUUUCCAGUACUUUGAUUCCAAGGGCAUGUUCAUAUCUUUGGUCUACUCUAUUCCUCUUCUGCUGAAUACAGUCAUCAUUGUGAUGGUGUGGGUGUACAGGACCAUUUCCACUAUGACGGAGCUGAAGACUCUCCAGCUCAAGCGAAAGGCCCGCAGAGAGAAGAGAGAGAAGAAUGACUGAUCCCUCUUUUUAUGUCCAAAAAUGGGCUUCAUUGGGAGGAAUUAGGAAUCCGUGUCUCCUUCUAUGCUAAUCCUGAAUUGUGGAGACGGAAGGCAGAUUCCUUCUUGUGACUGUAAAAGGAUUGUUCGUGGAUGUCGGUCAGGACUGGGUGUUUCUGGUAACAGCUGUUGAAAGAUGCUGCUGAAUGUACUGUACACUAUGAGAUUUACGAGGACCAAAGGUCAUUUGCUGUUUUGUAUUUAAUGUUGUUUUAAAGUGUGUUUAAAUGCACAACGAAUGAUAAAGUGUUUUUGAACAACU